CAUUUUCAAUCUUUCCAAUCGAUGCGGCAUUCAGAUUUGACAACUACUCUGUUUAUAUUAUUUUUUGUAUAUUGUGAGUUCUGUUGUAGGUUGCAAAAUAUUUUCAGGCCAAGUAUAAUAAGUUUACGUUUAGCACAGACUUUUAGAUUAUGGUUUUAAGUUGUAAGUAGUGUCAGAGAUUUUAAAUACUUCAAUACAAAGCUCUGUUAUAAAGCUCCUGAAUAUGGCUAAUUUAAAACCUUUACAAUGUCUCAAUUUGGAUGCUAACCAACAGAAAAAAUUCAUGAAGUUCUUCAAAACAUUGCCGGAUAGACUCUUCACAGUGACUAUAUGGUACCGUGGAACUGUAGAGGACUGAUGAGCGCAACGUCAGAGGUUCGAAACCAGCAAGAAGCAGGCAAUUUAUAUAGAAACCCACCACUACUGUACGAUUCUUCGAUCGUUCCGAUUACUAUAGCAGCCACGGCUCGGACGCAGAGUUUGUGGCAAAAUGUGUGUUCAAAUCUACAAAUGUAGUAAAAAUCAUGGCACCAGCUGAUUUAGAAGAAGAACUACCAUAUGUUGUACUCAGCAAGAAUAACUUUGAAGCAUUAUUACGAGAUCUUUUGCUCGUACGCAACUAUCGAGUAGAAGUCUACACGAAUAAAGGCCCGUUAAAAACUUCCAACGAUUGGAUACUAGAGUUUAAAGGAUCACCCGGAAAUUUGACUCAGUUCGAAGAUGUGCUUUUCUCUAACAAUGAUAUGGUUGCCGGAUCUGCGCUUUUUGCUGUGCAUUUGAAGCAAAAUGGUAAACAAAAAGUUGUAGGUGUUGCAUGCGUUGAAACCAACGAGCGCAUCUUGUCGGUAUCUGAGUUUACAGAUGACGAUUUCUACUCUGAGCUGGAAGCUCUAGUUGUUAUCCUUGGACCUAAGGAAUGUAUUAUACCGACGAAAGAUCCUGAGUACGCUCGGAUUGAAACUAUGUUAAAGAGAAAUAAUGUAGUUGUAACCACAAAGAAAAAACCAGAAUUUUCACUGGAAAAAAAUUGUGUCAUACAAGAUUUAAAUAAAUUGUUGCGAUUUUCAAAAGGCCAAAAAGAAAGCGCAAAUACGAUGCCUGAAACGUCUAAUACAACAGCAUUAGCUGCAUUAGGAGUAUCAAUACGCUAUUUGGAUUUAGUUAAUGAAUCCUCCAAUCACGGACAGUACCAACUGAAGCUACUAAAUUUAAACAGGUUUGUUCAUUUGGAUGCGGCAGCCGUUCACGCAUUAAACCUGUUUCCUAAGCCCGGCACCAAUAUGAAUGCAGCAGCUUAUAAAGGGCACAGCGUUUUGGGAGUACUGGAUCGUUGCAGAACACCUCAGGGCCAUCGACUAGUGGCGCAGUGGCUUAAGCAGCCACUUCGAAAUUACGACAUCAUCAAAGAUCGACAUGAUAUUGUCGAAUGUCUCGUUGAUUGUGCCUCUGUUCGGUCUGAAAUGCAUGAUCUACACUUGAAGCGUCUUCCAGAUAUUCUUAUAUUGGUGAAAAAGUUGCUCAAAAAGAAAGCUUCUUUGCAAGAUAUAUUUCGUCUAUAUCAAGUCGUUUUACGAAUUCCAAAAAUUCUUCAUCUUUUGAAGUCACUAGAGAACACUGCGAUCAAAAGCAUUAUUUACCAUCCAAUGAAAGAUACUUUGGGAGAUUUGAAAUUAUUUAAGGAUAUGGUUGAGCAAGUUCUAGAUCUAGAAGCAGUGGAACGUGGAGAAUAUUUGGUGAAACACACAUUCGAUGAUCAGCUGAAGGAACAUAAGGAAAAAAUGGAUGAAAUUCAACAAAAUAUGAAACGAUUACUAUCAAAGGUUGCCAGAGAACUCGGUCUCAAUGAGGGGAGCUCCAUUAAGCUGGAAUACGUCAGCCAUCACGGAUUCCAUUUCCGAAUUUCUCUGAAAGAUGAGACCAUUAUCCGCAAGAACUCAAACUAUCAGGUAUUGGAUGCUAUCAAAGGUGGUGUAAGAUUUUCAAACGAAAAACUCGCUGAUUACAAUGCUGAUUUUACUACCUCGAAGGAGGCUUACGAGGAACAACAAAAGUCUAUUGUAGAUGAAGUGGUUCGAAUUGCCAUAGGAUACGUGGAACCCUGGACAGUUUUGAACAAUCAGAUUGCCCAACUAGACUGUUUUGUGAGUUUUGCAGUGGCUGCAACUAGUGCCCCAGAACCAUAUGUUCGUCCCAAAAUGCUUUUGGAAAGUGAAGGUGUUUUAAAGCUGACACAAUUACGUCAUCCCUGCCUAGAGUUACAAGAAGACGUUAAUUUUAUUGCAAAUGAUGUUGAUUUCCAUAAAGAUCAUACAACAAUGUAUAUUAUUACUGGCCCGAAUAUGGGAGGAAAAAGCACAUACAUUCGUUCCGUCGGGGUGGCUGUGUUAAUGGCUCAUGUUGGCUCCUUUGUGCCGUGUGAAGAGGCAAACAUAGUAAUUGUUGACUCAAUACUUGGCCGCGUUGGCGCGAACGAUAAUCUUAGCAAAGGUUUAAGUACAUUCAUGGUUGAAAUGGUUGAAACUGCAGGAAUUAUACGGGCUGCCACUGAUAAAUCUUUAGUCAUCAUAGAUGAGCUAGGACGAGGCACCUCAACAUAUGAGGGCUGCGGAAUUGCUUGGUCAAUUGCAGAACAUCUAGCCAAGGAGAAAAAAUGUUUUACCCUUUUCGCUACACAUUUCCACGAAAUAGCCGAAAUGUCAGAAACGAUUAAGACUGUCAAAAGUUGCCACAUGGAAGCUAUUGCUGAUAAUGACAACUUCACUUUGUUAUACCAGCUCAAACCUGGUGUUAUGCAGAAAAGCUUUGGUAUACAAGUUGCAAGACUGGCUAGUUUUCCCAGUGAUCUAGUAAUGUUAGCCCAAAAGUUAUACGACGAGUGCGAAGACCAUUACAUUCAACUACAAGAGAACAAAGAUCAAGAAGGAAUCGAUGUUUUUCUUUCAUCGAUAGGCAAAAUUGCCAACGUGGAUCCAAACAAUGAUGAGGCCAUAUGUGCGAUGCUGCAAGAUAUUCGUCUAUGCGUUAGGAAUUCCAGCAGCACUUAUUUUCGAAAAACCUUUCCCUCUCUCUACAUCUAACUCGGAUAUGUAAACAUGACCUGAACUACCGCAGCUUUGAUACAAACAUAAUAAAAAUUUGCGGAAUUGUCAAUAAAGAAAUUAUUAAUGCUAGUUA
Wyeomyia smithii (pitcher-plant mosquito) is the source of this 3174-nucleotide messenger RNA. It is a transcript of the gene spel1, whose product is annotated as DNA mismatch repair protein spellchecker 1. The coding region runs from base 525 to 3077 and encodes 850 amino acids. Gene Ontology annotation, biological process: mitotic recombination; mismatch repair. Gene Ontology annotation, cellular component: MutSalpha complex; nucleus. The record is from RefSeq and is a predicted model, not a curated record. Gene Ontology annotation, molecular function: mismatched DNA binding; ATP binding; ATP-dependent DNA damage sensor activity. The transcript has 8 exons. Lineage: Eukaryota; Metazoa; Arthropoda; Insecta; Diptera; Culicidae.